UGAACAUGUCCAGCUAACUCAAGGAUGACAAGAAGAGUUUUCCAUUUACAGAACUGCCUCUGAUCUAAAUACAAGGAUUUUGCCAAAGGUCCCGUUUCAUCUGAUAGAAUUUUGAAAUCAUCAGAAUAACAGAAUGGAGGUAAAGGUGUAUGUUGAAGGUGUCCAGCGUAUUGUUUGUGGAGUAACUCAAAACACAACAUGUCAGGAGGUGGUCAUCGCUUUAGCACAGGCACUCGGUCGUACCGGGCGAUAUACUCUGCAAGAGAAAUUCAAAGAAUACGAGCGUACUGUGACUCCAGAUGAAUGUCCUCUGGAGUCUUUGGAGAAAUAUGGUGAGCAGGCUAAAGAAGUGCAGCUCAUUUUGAAACACAUCGGCCCAUCCCUCGGGGAAGAAUCAUUUUUAUCCUGGGCCCAAAUGAGGCGAGCAGGAGCGGGGAGGGCACGGAGAGGCAGUGCAGUACUUGACCUUCACCGCCAGAGUCUUCCACCACUGUCACAUCUCUGCCUCCACUCUGAGCCGCCCCCUGAGGAACCAAAGAGACCCAAGAGGAAGUCGCUGACGCUAAUGGAGGAAGCAUGGGGCUGGCUGGAAAACUUGGGCAGAGGCAGCAAACACCAAUCAGGACGAGAUAAGGGGAAAAACAAGGAGGGCAAUAAAGGAAAUGGGCAUUUAGAUAGCACAUCUUUGAAACCAACCAAGAGCUCUCUAACCUCUGGGGGACCACAGGGAAAGGACAAAAAGGAUAAAAAUAGGGUGGCAUUGCACCAGCCUUUAAUCAGUUGCCUUGGGAACCGUGGAAGACGCAAUGAUGAGAGUCACUUAUCGGAGAGAAGAGAGAAAGAUGCAAAAGACGUCGUGGAGAAGGAUUUGAAGGCCAUCAGAGCUGACAAGCCAUCAGUUCCUGUUGUUCAGAUGAGCAGCAGUCAUAAAACUGACAGUGAGGAGAUUGAAGCAUCACGACAACUGAUCAUCCAACAACAGGCUAGUCUGCAAGAACUAAAGAUCAAAAUCGGUUCAACCGACCAGCAGAUCCGUGAACUUGAGGAGCAACAAGCCUCCAAACAGAAUUCAGAGUCAGAGGAUGAGGAACAGCUCAAGUUUUGGCUGAACGAGCUGAAGGCAGAGGAAGGCUUUGAGAGAGACCUGCAGCAGCAGUUCUAUCAGAUUAAGGAGGAAGCAGACAAAUGCAAAGCCAAAAUAAAGGAGUACAAAGAGAAACUGCUUUCGAUGGAUCUAAAUUUUGAUCAGCAGCCAAUUGAUCAUGAAAAUCUUACUGGACAAACGGACUCAUCAUAUCCUGAAUUGCAGCACAUGGAGCAAAGCGUCAAACAAACGGAGAGCUGCGUGGACACAUCGCAAGGAAAUGGUGAAGCAAAGAGGGUGGUCACAACACUGAACUCCAACGUACCGUAUGUGUUUGUUUCUGCAAAUCAGAUAUCACAUCCUCCACUGAGUGGACCAGCAGACUUGAGGGAGUGGUGGACACGAUGGUCUCAGAAUCAGACAACAGGGACUAAACCUAAGAUACACCGCUCUGAAAUCACCAUCCACAUUGGAAGCACUAGAGUUUGAGCAAGUCUGUGUACAUUCAAGGGCUGUCAAACGAUUAAACACAUCCAGAAUAUAAGUUUGCAUCUAAAUAAUAUUUGUCUGUGUACUGUGCAUAUUCAUUUUGUACUAAACAUAAAAAGCACAGAACACAGACACAUGUAAAUGCGAUUAGUUGCUUGACAAAGUAAUUAUGUUUAACACCACAAUUUUAACCAUGAUGAAAACAUUAAAGUCCUAUAUAUUGCUGUUAAAAAAAUGAAAUAUAAUACAUUAUUGAUUCUCAUAAAAUGUUUAUUUCAAUUGUUUCAUUCAAGACCGUUAACAAAAGUAUACAGGAGAACCUUGAGAUUUACACAAACCCAGAGUGCUCCAGAGAAUAUUCAUGACAGCAACAGCUUCAUGUGUCAUAAGAAGCACUGCAAAUAAUCUCGAUCCACUUAAAUGAAUUCUCACUCAUUUUAAUGAUACUAGUUACGUUUCCCCACAUUUGCAAAGUUACAUAGAUUUGCUCGUGUUCAGGUUUUCAAAAAAAUCACCCAAGUAAAAGCAGAUAAGACAAGGGUGUAUUUCAACCCACAGGUAUGGGGAUAAACAACAGUGUUCUCUAUUU
Messenger RNA from Triplophysa dalaica, 2162 nucleotides. RefSeq names its product Ras association domain family member 11 (gene rassf11). The transcript has 3 exons. Lineage: Eukaryota; Metazoa; Chordata; Actinopteri; Cypriniformes; Nemacheilidae. Gene Ontology annotation, biological process: signal transduction. Bases 134 to 1573 code for a protein of 479 amino acids. The record is from RefSeq and is a predicted model, not a curated record.